Sphaerodactylus townsendi is the source of this 5514-nucleotide messenger RNA. It is a transcript of the gene NID1, whose product is annotated as nidogen 1. Lineage: Eukaryota; Metazoa; Chordata; Lepidosauria; Squamata; Sphaerodactylidae. The transcript has 20 exons. The coding region runs from base 89 to 3817 and encodes 1242 amino acids. Gene Ontology annotation, molecular function: calcium ion binding. The record is from RefSeq and is a predicted model, not a curated record. Gene Ontology annotation, biological process: cell-matrix adhesion.
UUUAAAACUUGGAGGCGUUCUGUCUGCUGGGUCCUCGUCCAGCGGCUGCCUAAAAAGGAGUUUCUUCGGGGUGCAGGAAGAAGGGAGCAUGGUCAGCCUGAGGAACUUGAGCCUGUGGGCGCUGUUGGCGCUGGUUUUGCCGGGGGACGGUCUACCUCAUAGGGGACUCUUCUUUCCCUUCGGCUUGGAGCAAGGGGACGCCGAGUUGGAGCCCGGGGACGACGUGAGCUCCCCGCCCCUGGAGCUGCAGAUCCCUCUGCACUUCUACGGUUCCAGUGUAAAUUCGCUCUAUGUUCUUACUAAUGGCAUCAUUGCUGUGACUGAACCGCCAAGGGAAGAAGAUUAUCUUGGUCAAUUUCCUCUCAGUUUUGGAGGUAUUGCACCCUUUUUUGCGGAUUUGGAUACCACAGGUGGACACGGCAAGGUGUAUUAUAGGGAAGAUUCAUCUCCUGAUGUCCUCCAGCUUGCUGACAAGUAUAUUAAAAAAGGCUUCCCAGAUACUACCUUUCACCCACACAGUGUUGUCAUUGUUACUUGGGAUUCUGUGGCUCCUUAUGCAGGACCUGGAGAAUAUACCAUUUUGCAAGCCAAGAGAAACACAUUCCAGGCUGUUCUAGCAUCUUCUGAUUCCACCUCCUAUGCUGUUCUCCUUUAUCCGGAAGAUGGUUUGCAGUUCUAUAGUACACAUUCUAAAAAUGAUAUGGAAAUUAUCCCUGCUAUUGUUGGCUUUAGUCAGCCCUCUACGAAUUACUUCAUAUGGGUAAAAGCUGGAUCAUACAAUAUAGUUGCUAAUGAGGAAGAAGUCAUUGGGAAUCUUCACAGGAGCAGUAAUAUGGGAAAACAAGGAGUCUGGGCAUUUGAGAUUGGCAGUUCAGAAAAUAUCAAGUUACCAAAAAUUUCUCAAACUCCUGUUGGUGCAGAAUAUAAUGACUACGAUCAAUUCCAAGAAGUAACUACAGAUCCUUCCAUAUUACACCCAGAUUCUAUCGAGCAAGAAUCAUCUAUUACCAGAAGAGGAGAUCAACUGUAUGUUAGUUACAAUUUGCCUCAUAUAGAAGGAGAAGAUGGGUUGCAGUCUCCAUAUCAUUUUUUAACAGAGCAUCCUCCAAUUAAUCGUCCACUCCCAACAGGGAAAAACCCCACUCUCCAGUUUCCAGGCCAACAGUUUCCUCAGCCACACCCUCAGGUUAUCGAUGUGGAAGAAGUUGAUGAAACUGGAAUUGUGUUUCGCUACAAUACGGAUGUCCAACAAACCUGUGCAAACAACCACCAUCAGUGUUCUGUUCAUGCCAUUUGCACAGACUACCCAAAUGGCUUUUGUUGCAGCUGUAUUGCUGGCUACAAAGGAAAUGGACAUCAGUGUGUAGCAGGAGGCUCCCCCCAACGAGUUAACGGGAAAGUUAAGGGACGAAUCUUUGUAGGCAACAAUCCAGUUCCAAUUGUGUUUGAGAACACUGACCUACACUCUUAUGUUGUGAUGAAUCAUGGACGUGCCUAUACUGCUAUUAGCACAAUUCCAGAGGCUUUGGGUUUUUCUUUGCUUCCUCUUGCCUCCAUUGGUGGAGUCAUUGGAUGGAUGUUUGCCGUGGAACAGCAAGGACAUAAAAAUGGAUUCAGUAUUACAGGUGGUGAGUUUAUAAGACAAGCUGAAGUUACAUUCCUUAACAGUAAUAACAAGCUGAUCAUUAAACAGAAGUUCAGUGGAAUUGAUGAACAUGGACAUCUUACAAUCAGCACAGAACUUGAAGGCAAUGUGCCUGAGAUCCCAUUUGGCUCAUCUGUCCACAUAGAGCCCUAUACUGAGCUCUAUCAUUCUUCUAGUUCUGUUAUCACAUCAUCAUCUACGAGAGAGUACACUGUAACAGAACCAGAAAGAGAUGGCGUCUCACCAAGUUACACAGUUCCUUACCAAUGGCGACAGACGAUCACAUUUGAUGAGUGCAUUUAUGAUGACUCUCAUCAUUCUGUUUCAGCCACACAGCAGUUAUCAGUAGAUAGUGUCUUUGUCUUGUAUAACAGAGAUGAACAAAUUCUGCGAUAUGCAAUGAGCAAUUCAAUUGGUCCUGUUAUUGGUGAUUCAGCUGAUAUAAACCGCAAUCCUUGCUACACAGGCUCCCAUGGCUGUGACACCAAUGCAGUCUGUCGUCCAGGAACAGGCAGUCAGUACAGCUGUGAAUGCUCAGUGGGCUUCCAAGGAGAUGGUCGUGUAUGUUAUGAUAUAGAUGAAUGUCUGGAUCAGCCAACAGUGUGUGGCAGCAAUGCCGUCUGUAAUAAUCAGCCAGGAACUUUCAGAUGCGAAUGUCUAGAAGGAUAUCAGUUUUCAGCUGAUGGACGAACAUGUGUGGCUGUUGAACGUGUUGUCAAUCAUUGUGUGAGAGGCACACACACUUGUGAUAUACCUCAGCGUGCCCGCUGCAUAUAUACUGGUGGUUCAUCUUACAUCUGCACAUGCCAGCCUGGCUUCUCUGGAGAUGGGCGCUCCUGUGUGGAUACAGAUGAAUGUCAGCUCAGUCGCUGUCACCCAGAUGCUUUCUGUUAUAACACUCCAGGGUCCUUCAGCUGUCAAUGUAAAGCAGGUUAUCAUGGUGAUGGUUUCCAAUGUGUGCCAGGAGAACAAGAGAAGACAAAAUGUCAGUAUGAACAGGAGCAGGUUUUAACUUUUGGCCUAAGAGGAGCCAGACCAGUUGGCCAGUUUAUUCCUCAGUGUGAUGUCUAUGGGAAUUAUUUGCCAACUCAGUGCCACUCCAGCAGUGGAUAUUGCUGGUGUGUAGACAGAGAUGGUAAUGAGAUUGAUGGCACCAGAACUGGCCCAGGAAUCCAACCUCCAUGUCUGAGCACAGUUGCUCCUCCAGUUGCAGUUGGGCCCUCUGUAAAGCCAGAUGCAAUUCCUCUGCCUCCUGGAACACACUUGCUUAUUGCACAGAGUGGAAAAAUUGAUCAUGUCCCUCUAGAGGGGAAUACUAUGAAGAAAUCGGACGCAAAAGCUUUGCUAUAUGUGCCAGAUAAAGUUGUCAUUGGAGUUGCCUAUGACUGCUUGGAGAAAAUGGUUUACUGGACAGACAUCAGCAGCCCUUCCAUUAGCAGAGCAAGCCUAGGGGGAGGUGAACCAACAUCCAUCAUAAAAACAGAUUUGGAAAGUCCUGAAGGAUUAGCUCUGGAUCAUCUUGGUCGCACCAUAUUUUGGACAGAUUCUCAACUGGACAGAAUAGAAGUUGCCAAACUAGAUGGCAGCCAGCGCCGAGUGCUGUUUGAUACUGACCUUGUGAAUCCUAGAGCCAUUGUAGUAGAUCCUAUGAGAGGAAAUCUUUACUGGACAGACUGGAACAGAGAGGCUCCUAAAAUUGAAGCUUCAUACAUGGAUGGCACCAAUAGAAGGAUUCUUGUUAAAGAUGAUUUAGGGCUCCCCAAUGGACUGACAUUUGACACUUAUUCUUCAUUGUUAUGUUGGGCAGAUGCAGGCACCAAAAGGGUUGAGUGUAUGAACCCAAAUCAGCUUGGUCGCCGAAAGAUUCUUGAUGGAAUCCAGUAUCCUUUCAGCAUUACAAGCUAUGGGAAGAAUUUAUUUUACACGGACUGGAGAAGAGAUGCUGUGGUAGCAGUGGAUCACACAAUCUUAAAAGAGAAUGAUGACUUCCAACCACACAAGCGCAGUCGUCUUUAUGGAAUAACUACAGCCUUUGCUCAGUGUCCACAAGGACAAAACUACUGCUCGGUGAAUAAUGGAGGCUGCACUCAUUUAUGCUUGGCUACGCCAGGGGGUCGUUCUUGCCGGUGCCCGGACAACACUAUUGGUGUGGAUUGUAUAGAAAGAAAUUGAGAGCUAUGGCCUGGAAUGUUUCCAACCACUUUUGGUAACGUACUGUAAAUAAAUAGUUAAACAGCCAGUCCCAAGCGAAGAAAGAUUCUAAACAUAAGGAGUCUAUGCUGCCUGGGGCUAACAAGCCACAAAGCACCCAAGUCAGAGCUGCAGUUGCUACAUAACAGAAUACUGGCACAGCCCACUCCUUAAAUACCUCCCUCCUCUUUUAAACAUGAGUUUGGUGACUGGCUAUAGUUGUGUUUAUUAGACACCCAUCUCUAAUCAAAUUGUGGUACCAACUGUAGUCUGGGUUAGUGAAAAGCAUGAGAACCCAGGCUCUUCAACAUUUUAAUAGUUCUCUCCCAAAACAAUUUUUCUGAAGCCCACUAUCAGUGCAGCUGACUAAUAAGCUCUAAACACUGGAUAAAAACAUCCAGGAAAAGAGUUGAGGUAAGGUGCUGGAAAUCUUAACAGUGCAAUGCUGUUGACACCCCACAACCGGCACCUGAAGCAAAGAGAAUCACAUAUUGUUAUGAGUCCUUGUUGCAAAGACUUAACACUGUUAACCACUAGUUCUUCAAAGUUUAACUUCUAAAAGCUGGCAAAAUGUGUUACUGGAAAUGUAUUGCUGUAUUACUGGAAAAGACUGGCGCAGUUUGAUAGCAGAAACUGUUGGCAUGUCCAUAUAGCUAUGUUGUCAUAAUACUACUCUAGUAUUUCCAAAUUUUCACUGAUUUCUUUUUCAAAGGGAGCAAAGGGGCACAAUUCAUUGGAUAAUUAUAUAGGUCUAGUCCUGCUGAUUUCAGUAGGAUUGCACCAAGAUAAAUGAUCACUUAAUCAUUUGUCCUUUUGAUACGACAUUUUGGAUUUUUAUAAAACAAGUGACUUUUAUAAAAAGUGAAUUUUUUUCAAACAGAUUUUGCCAAACAAUCUUUGGUAUGUUUUGGUAGAACUGUUCCUUUUGGAAUGUUGUUUUGCCACUUUUUGUGGUAAUUCUGAUGUGCCUUCCUUUUACAUAUGCUAUGAACAACCGUAAAGGCUCAACAGUCUAUCAGAUAGCCAAAGUAUUUCCAGAUACAAGUCUUUGCACCCUAACUUGCUGAACAUACCAGUGCUUUAAGGCCCAGUUUUUGUGCCAAUUGCUAGCAAACACAACACACAUGCACUGGAAUUAGCGAAGUAUGCUGUAUAAGCAGAAUGCAGGUUAAAGCUGAUCAGUAAUAAUACAUUCUUCUGCAAAAGCUGUUUUAAGAAGAAUUGCAUUAACCUUGCUUUUCUAGUAGAAAGGCACAUCACCAACGUAAUAGGUGUAGUGAUCAUAUGGCUCUUUCUGAGUGCCAAUCUUUAGUGCAGUGGCAGAAGAACUAAAGCUGUAGAAGCCAGCCAGGUUACAGUCUUAUUAAGCAGAGCCCACUGGGAGCCUUCAGCUCUGUGACAAUGUUUUAAAUUGUGUAUUUAUCAUUAAAAUAUCAAAUGCUAUAUUAAAUGUUUUAAUGUUUGUAUAACUUUUAUACCUUUCGUGCAUUUAAUUCUUACCCUUUAUUAUACAUGUCUCAAACUGUAGAUAUCAAAAACUGUGCUGAAACAAACCAAAGGUGCUUUUAAUAACUGUUCCUGCAGAAUUACAUCAAUUUCAGGUGACAACAUAAAAGUUUACACACUGUACAGUUAAUCACAGUACUGCCAAUAAAAUAAUUCUUUUGUUUUUAUAAAAA